AAGGAGCCCGCUGCGUUUCUGGAAGAGGGCUGAGGAGGCACUAGUUGGGGAGCCACGGUGUUUGUUCCCUGGGUGUUCCAGGUGGGGUUCCUGCCUUUUACUGGCUUCACCGGCUCCCCUGCGUGGCCAGCUCUGCCCGCCUGUUUCCUUGCCCUGGAGGGAGCAGCGACGUGAGGGGAGGCGUUCUUUGGGGUUCCGGGUCUGACCUUCUGGCCUGGGGUCUCUCCCUGUCUGUCUCCUGCUCCUCCUCGGGCCCUUUCUCCCUCUCUCUCCGCUGCCGCCGCCCCACCCCCCACCUUUCCCUGCCUUUGUCCUCUGGUGUUCUGUCUGUCCCCGUCCCUGCCUAGCUGGCUCUUGCCCUCGGCCUCCUCCCGGGCUUCCCCCUUCCUUCCCCCAUUGUUUCCCCCUCUGUCUCCCUCCCUCUCUCCUUCCUGACACCCCAGCGCAGGUGCCAAGGGCUUGAAGGACAGCCACCCCUCCGGCACCCCCUCCAAGCUGGCUCCUUGGGCAUGCGGGGGGGCAGGGGCGUCUCCUCCACCAAGGGGCUUGGGAAAGCUGCCUCUGCACGUGGCAGACACUCCUCUGGACCCGCAGCUCCCCACAUGCGAAACAAUUCCCUCCCAAGGCAGGCAGGACUUCAGCUCGCAUCUCCGACCCGAAAAUACCUGGGAAGAGCUCGGGACACAGGGCUCAGCAAGGAUGCGGGCGCUCUCCCAGAAAAAGCCGAGAAGCACACCAGCCAUGGCACCCCACCCAACCACAGCACGCAAAACCCUUCUGCACAGCCCAGGAGGCAAUGGCGCCCAGGGCCGCGUUCUCCCCUCCCGCAGAAGGGAAGCACGUCUUGGCCCCCUCUUGAGAGUGGCCACGCUUCUGGGGCUCUCCAGCUUGUCUUGGGAGGUGGAGCCUGGCCAGAGGAGUGGGGAAUCGGAGCUGGCGCUCCUGGUGGAUACCACGGGCACAGCACUGCCCGAUCCCAGCCUCAUCGGCAACUUCCACCGCGGCUGACGGCGAGGCUGCCCCCGGAAGCCACGGAGCAAGGCCGGGGAGGGAACACGCCUCCCCUGGAGACGCCUCGGGUUGCGAACCCGGGGAGCCACACCGGGAACGCCAGGCGGUCCUUUCCCCGACUGCUGCUUUCUGCACAUGCCACCCCCUGGGGGGAAUCCCGAGGUGCAGAAAAAGCCUUUGACAAAAUCCAACACCUCUUUCUGAUAACAACCCUUCAGAACGUGAGCCUAGAGGGAACGUACCUCAACAUUCGAAAGGCCAUAUAUGACACACCCAGAGCUGCCAUCCUUCUCAGUAGUGAAAAGAGGAAAGUCUUCCCAUGGAGAGCAGACACAAGACCAGGAUGUCUGCUCUCGUCUCUCCCAUUCAACCUAGUUUUGGGAGUCCUAGCCAGGGCAGUCAGAGAAGAAGAGGAAAUGCAAGGAAUCCCAGUGGGAAAGGAAGGAGUAGGAUGUCCCUAUUUGACGAUGACAUGAUACUAUCCCCAGAGAAUCCUCAAGACGCUCCCAGAAACCUGUUAGAGCUUGAACAUGAAUUUGGCAAAGUUGCAGGAUACAAAAUGAAUAUACAGAGAUCACUACAUUUCUAGAGACUCACAAUGAAAGAUCCACGAGAGAAAUUAGGGAAACAAUCCCAUUUACCAUCGCAUCAAAAAGAAUAAAUACUUAGGAAUCAACCUACCUAAAGAGACCAAAGACCUGUAUUCUGAUUAUAAUCAGAUGCCGUUGUAAAAAAUCAGAGCUGACACAAUAAGAUGGAAAGACCUUGCUCUUGGACUGGAAGACUCCAGAUUAUCCAAAUGACUCCACUCCCCAUGGCUGUCUACAGAUUCAGUGCAAUCCCUGUCAAGUACGAAGGACAUUGUUCACAGGACUAGAACAAACUCUCUGCAAGUUUCUUUGGAAGCACAACAGACCCAGCAGAGCCAAAGCCAUCCUGAGCAAGAAAAGGGAGCUGAACGAAUCAGUCUUCCUGACUUCAGACUGUACAUACAAGCUACAGUCAUCAAAACCGUAUGGUACUGGCACAAAGCCAAAAAUGGAGAUCAGGGGAACAAGACAGAAGCCCAGAAGGAACCCCAUGCACCUGCAGUCCACUCGGUUAUGACAAAGGAGGCAAGAGUAUACAAUGGAGAAAGGACAGUCCCUUCCCCACGUGGUGCUGGGAAGACUGGACGGCCACUGCCACAGAAUGCAAUUAGAACCCUUCCUAACCCCAGACACAAAACUAAACUCAAAAUGCACUAAGGACCUCAAUGUAAGACCAGACGCACUAAGACUCUUAGAGGAAAACAUAGGCCACACCCUCUCUGACAUGAACCACAGCAAUGUCUGCCCAGAUCCACCUCCUAGAGGAAUGACAAUACAAACAAACAUAAAAUAUGGGACCUAGUGAAACAUAAAUGUUUCUGCCCAGCAAAGGAAGCCCUAACCAAGACAAAAAGGCAACCCACAGAUGGGUGAACAUACUUGCCAGUGAAGCGACUGACAAGGGAUUCAUGUCCGAAAUUUAUAAACACCACCUGUAGCUCAAUACCAAAACAAACAAAUAACCACAAAAAAACAAAAAACCCUUAGCAACCCCAACAGAAAAUGAGUAGAUCUGUAAACAGACAGUUCUCCAAAGAGGAUGUACAGAUGGCCCACUAACACAUGAAAAGGUGAUCAAAUCACUAUUAGGGAAACGCAAAGCAAAACCUCUGUGAGCUGCCCCCGUACCGCAGCCAGCGUGGCCAUCAUGCAGACGUCUGCAAACAGGAAAUGCGGGGAGGGUGUGGAGCAAAGGGAACCCUGUGAUACCAGUGGUGGGAAUGUCAGUUUGUACAGCACUGUGGAACACAGGAGGGAGAGUCCUCAGAAGACUCAAACUAGAAUAAGCAUUUGAUCCAGAAAUGCCACCCCCGUCAUCUCUCCAGAGAAAACCAUGGCCCAAAAAGAUCCGAGUACUCCAUUGUGCAUUGCAGCGCUCUGAACAACAGCCAAGACAAGGAAACCACCUCAACGUCCAUCGACAGAGGCAAGGAUAAAGAUGUGGUCCAUAGACGCAAAGGAGUGUGACUCAGCCAUGAAAAGGAAAGAAGGAAAGGCAUUUGCAGCCACAUGGGUGGACCUGGACACGAUCAGGCUGCGUGAAGCUCGUCAGACAGUGAGACACCCACAUCAUGUGCUAUCACUUCCAUGCGGCAUCUAAGAAAAGGCCACCGUGAACUUCACUGCAGGCCAGAUACAGACCUAUAGAUUUUGAAAGACUGAUGAUUUCCCACAGACACAGACAGGAGGGUGGGGGGAAGGGCUGGAGGUCUAGGAUGGAAAUGCUAUAAAGUCAGGUCAUGGUGGUCAAGGUACAACAGUAAAUACAGAAAAAUUCAUUGAGUAAUUUUUUAAAAUGUUGGAAUAUAGUUGAUUUUUUAUAUAAAAAGAAUAAAAAUGGGCAUAUGCCUCAAGAGGUC
Molecule: messenger RNA, 3460 nt
Organism: Sus scrofa (pig)
Lineage: Eukaryota; Metazoa; Chordata; Mammalia; Artiodactyla; Suidae
Source: RefSeq, a predicted model, not a curated record